GAAGCCACGUGGUUCAUCUUUCUACAGACACAUGCAGCAGCUGGAAGGACUUCCCGUUACUCUUGUGUAGUUUUAAUUGUAGUAUAAAGCGAUCUGCUUCAUUAAAACCAUGUCAGGCAAGUCGGAGUUGAAAAUCAACUCCGGGUUCGCUCAGAAGUAUGAUAAAUACCGACAGAGAGAGGAGCUGCAGAGACUGAAGGACCGAUAUGGAGACCGAGCAGAUGAUGAGAGCGACUCUGAGUCGUCCAGCUCUGGAGACAGUGAACUGGAACUGGACCCUGAAGUUGAGAGGGAUUUCUACAGAACAUUGUCGCUGCUGAAGAAGAGAGACCCCAAGAUCUACCAGACAGAUGUGAAGUUCUACUCAGAAGAAGCAUCCACCAGCGAUGAGAAGCCUUCAACCUCGAAGAAAGCAGUAAAGCCCAUGUAUCUCAAGGACUAUGAACGUAAAGUCAUACUGGAAAAGGAGGGCAAAUAUGAGGAUGAUGACGACAGUGAUGAUGAGGAGGCCGCCAAGAGAAUGGAGGAGAGAGCUGCCUCUCCGAGCUACAUUCAGGAGCAGCGGGAGCUGAAAGACAGCUUCCGUAAGUUCAUCCAAGACAGCGACGACGACGAAGCCGGCGAGGGAGACGGACCAUCUGAGUUUCUGACCAAGAGGAUCAAAACACAGGAUGAGAAGGAUAAAGAAGAGGAAGACUUUGUGGAGUGGCUGAAGGGCCAGGCUGACCUCGAUGGUCCGGAGGAGGUGAAGGACAUGAAAUACUUAAGGGACUACUGGAAUGACCCAGAGCUGGAUGAGAAGGAGCGUUUCCUGAGAGACUACUUCCUCAACAAAGGCUACCUGGACGAUGACGACAAAGAUGAUGAACGGAUCCCAACCUACGACGAGGUGCUCCAGGACGAUGUGGAGGACUCUGAAGAGGAAGGGGAGACCUUCUUGGAGAAGCAGGAGGACUUUGAAAGAAGCUACAACUUCCGCUUCGAAGAGCCCGACGCUCAGCGGAUCAAGACCUACCCCCGCAGCAUCGCCACCUCCGUGCGCUCCAAAGACGACCGCAGGAAACUUAAAAGGGACGAAGUGAAAGAAAGGAAGGACAAGGAGAAAGAGCAGAAGCGGGAGCAGCUGAAGCAGCUGAAGAACUUGAAGCGAAACGAGAUUAUGGAGAAGCUGAAGAAGCUUCAGGAGCUGACCGGCAACGAGCAGCUGGCCUUCAGUCAGACUGACCUGGAGGGAGAGUUCAAUCCACAGCAGCACGACCAGCUCAUGCAGAAAUUCUUUGGAGCUGAAUACUACGGAGGAGAAGAAGAGGAGAAGCCUCAGUUUGAUGACGAUGAUGAACUUGAGGAGCACUGGAACUGGGACACAUGGACAGGAGAGGCUCGAGAGGAGGACUGCGGUGAAGAGGAGUGGGAUGGAGAGGAGAAUGAUGCCUCUGGGCCCCACUGCGAAGAUGAGAACUUCAUUAUGGAUGCAGACUAUGACCCCAACCAGCAGACCGCCUCCAAGAAGAAGAAGAAAAAGGAGAGGAAGAAGAUGAAGAAAGAGGACUUGCCACAAAUGGGCAAAAAGAGAAAAAAGUCCCACUUCGCAGAAGUCAUCACCAAAAACAAGCCUGUGUUUGACCCAAAGGAGAAGAGCUUUGAGCAGUACUUAGACGAGUACUAUAAACUGGACUAUGAGGACAUCAUAGACGACCUCCCAUGCAGGUUCCGCUACAGGCAGGUUCUGGCCAACGACUUCGGUCUCUCCACUGAUGAGAUUUUAACUGCUGAUGAUAAGGAGCUGAACAGCUGGUGCUCUCUGAAGAAGACAUGCAUGUUCAGGUCUGACAAGGAAGAGAUGAGUGAUUUGAAGAACUAUAUAAUCAAGGCCCAGAAUGAGAAGAGGAAGAAAGAGAUCCUGAGCUCCAUGUAUUCUGAGGAAGCUAAGGAGCUGGCAGAUGCAAAGACCAAGGUGGGGAAGAAGCGAAGAGAUCAUCUGAAGGACGCUGAGAAGCAAGACGAGGCAGCAGAGGAUGGUGACGUCGCCAUCAUGGACUCUACAGAAGAGACACUCUCAGCUCUCAGAGAGGAGGAGGAGGAAGAAGAGGAGGAAGAAGAGGUUCUGAUACCCAAGAAAAAGAUGAAACGGGAAGAGGAGCCCCAGACGGUGGUUACUGCCGAGAAAGCGGCAGAUAAACCCAGCGAGGUGAAAAACAGGACUGACAGGCCAAUAUGGUCCAAGAAGAAGCACAAGCAGACCGGUGGACGCCUCAUAUCAGGAAGCUACGGGGUGAAAAUAGGCGGCCGGGAGUUCAGCAGACAGAGACUGAAGGCAUACGGUCUGAACCCCAAGAGACUGUUCUUCAGACAGCUCGGCAGACAGAGACGGAAAGAACAGGAGAAGAUGGAGAAGCAGAAAAACAAGAAGUGAGCCAUCAUCUCCGAGAUACCUGUCGACAGCACAAUCCACUGAUUUUUAUGAUCUAAGAAUUAAACACAUUAUGAAAAACUGGUUUAUAUUUUUUGAUUUGAAAAAAUGUUUAAAUGCUGACUACAAAUUUUGGAUUUUUAAUUUGUUUAUACUUAGUUGAGUAUACAUUUUUCUUGCUACAUUCAUAUUGUGCUUAGAUUUCAAAAUUUGUUCUAGUGAUAAAACAGAAAUAAAAAUGAAUGAAUUAAAAUGAAUUGUAAAAGUGUAUAAGGACUUAGAACAUUAUGAUGAAGUAUAUGAUGGUCAUUCCCAUGUUCUAUUAUGUCUCAUAAGUUGUUGCAGCAAUUUUUGGGUUGAUACCAUUUGUUAACAGAGAUUUGGCGCCAAAUUUAACCAUUUUUUUACCACUCGAGAAUGGCAAUAACCCCUCCAAAAUACCACAUGAAGACAUCAAGACUUUGAGGAACUCCAUAGAAAAAGUCAUGCUUGUACAAAGUAUUUCCUUUUGUUAUUGUAAUAUAUCUUAUUCUUUUAAUGGAGCUUUCCAGCAAAAAGUAUUUCACACGAUUGUACUUGUAUAACCAGCGUGAUAAUAAACAACUAAAAUCUUGAAAA
Molecule: messenger RNA, 3028 nt
Organism: Sebastes umbrosus (honeycomb rockfish)
Lineage: Eukaryota; Metazoa; Chordata; Actinopteri; Perciformes; Sebastidae
Gene: kri1
Product: KRI1 homolog
Exons: 18
Coding region: 110-2413 (767 amino acids)
Biological process (GO): endonucleolytic cleavage in ITS1 to separate SSU-rRNA from 5.8S rRNA and LSU-rRNA from tricistronic rRNA transcript (SSU-rRNA, 5.8S rRNA, LSU-rRNA)
Cellular component (GO): nucleolus; 90S preribosome
Source: RefSeq, a predicted model, not a curated record